AUGAAUCGAUUCGAUUUACCUGAUAAUUUACCUGUACCACUUGAUGAUGGUCAAUGUGCACAUUUAAAAGUUGGCAUGAAAUUUCCUGUUGAUGUAUUGAUUCGUUUACCUACAACUAGUCAACAUCCUGUCGAUAUUGUUAGUCAACCACGUACUAUAAUUUAUUUUUAUCCUCGAACUGGUAAACCAGAUCAAAAACUCCCCGAUGGUUGGAAUGAUAUUCCGGGUGCUCGAGGAUGUACACCAGAAUCAUGUGGAUUUCGUGAUCAUUAUCAAGAAUUACAAUCAUUAGGUGCCAAUGUUUAUGGAUGUAGUACACAAACAACUGAAUAUCAGCAAGAAGUUGUCGAACGAUUACAUUUACCAUUUGAUUUAUUAAGUGAUUCAAAAUUAGAAUUAUUAAAUCAUUUACAUUUGCCACAUUUUAUCCUAUCGGAGUUAAAUAAUAUUCCAUUAAUUAAGCGUUUAACAAUUAUAAUUAAACAUGAUACUAUUGAACAUGUUUUCUAUCCAAUAUUUCCUCCUGAUAAUCAUUCACAAGAAGUUAUCGAAUGGUUAAAACAAAAUCCAAUAAAAUAA
Molecule: messenger RNA, 579 nt
Organism: Rotaria sp. Silwood2
Lineage: Eukaryota; Metazoa; Rotifera; Eurotatoria; Philodinida; Philodinidae
Source: the annotation of a GenBank genome assembly